CAAAACAUUCAAACCCUACCCUCACUUCCAACAUAAAACAACCUGCAAACAUGAGCACAUUCCGUGGCGCCGUAAAGAGGCUUAACUGUGAAUCGAAGAUUUCAACUAUUUUCUUCGACCUUGACAAUACAUUGAUCGCAACCAGGAAAGCCGAUGCGAAGGCAUGUAGCAAGGUGGCCGAUCUGCUGUACUGCGAGCACGGUUUCAGCCGCGAGCUAGCGAACGAAACGGCCACCAACUACCUGACCGCGUUCCGCCGCUGCCCGGACAAUCCGGACGUCGCGCUCGCCCAGUGGCGCUCCCAGCUCUGGCAGGAUGUGCUUCCUGGCACGCACAAGCAGCUCGCGGGUGAGCUGUACGGGCGCUGGAUCGACUGGCGCUACCGCUAUCUGGCCCUGUCCGGUGAGAUUCAGACGAUGCUGCAAACGCUCCGGCUCCAGUACCUGCUCGGAAUCAUCACGAACGGACCGACGGCGGCGCAGUGGGAAAAGAUCGACCGGUUGGCGCUGAACAAGUACUUCGACUGCAUACUGGUAUCCUCUGAUUUACCGUGGGCCAAGCCCGAUCGCAAUAUCUUUUAUGCAGCUUGCCACUAUCUAGGUGUCCUGCCCGGCCAGUGCGUCAUGAUCGGUGACAAGCUCGAAACCGACAUCCAGGGCGGCAUUGAGGCUAGUCUGGGUGCAACGGUCUGGUUACCGUUGCCCGUCGAGCAGCGGAUUGCAGGCGAUAGGACCAUGAACGAUGUGCCGGAGCACGUGCGACCCGAUGCCAUCCUGGAUAGUGUCCUGAAGCUGCCAGCCAUGCUGCCCCCGACGACUUCGUUUCGUGGGCGAACUCCGGCGCAGGCGGACCAGUGCGGUAGGGAGCAGAAAACGACUCGCAACCGGGCGGCACAAUACAACCGCAUUCUGCCGGAGAUUCCCGACCUUUACAGCUCGUACAGCAGCUCCAGCAAUGAUUGCAGCCAGCAUAGCAACGGCAGCACUAGCAGCAGCAGCAGCAACAGUAGCAGCUGAAUGUUUGCGUGAUUUAGCACCGAAGGAAGGGCGAUGAGAACGCCGAUCAGCUGAGGCGAAGCGCUGUAACAUUCCUGCUUGAAUCUCUCGCAGGCAGCCAACAAAUCUUAACGCACGCAGCCUCUUAUAAGCCGGUUGCGUACGUGGCCUAAUGGCCGCGUUCUUCCUUUUGGUGCAGCAACCAUAACGGAGUGUCAUAUUCGACAGGUCAAAACGACCGUUUCUCUAUCGACGGAUAUCGAUUUGUUAUUAUUGCUGUUUCUAAAAUCCCUCGAAUAUUGUUUUUCUAUGAUUUAUUCUUUCGAUAGUUUCUAGUUGUUUUAAUUUUUUUGGGCUCAGCUAGUCGAAUCUACAAAUGAAGCAGCACCCACAAAACCUGCCUUCUUUUGAUCGACUAAUAAUUAACUACACUGAACUUCACCUCUUUUGGAAAAUUUACGCACAUAUGCUCUUACAAAGAUGGCUUCAUCGGCCAUAUCUCUUCUCUCAUAGCCCCACACUUAAUCUAUGUUACUUCCGUAUGAUUAUUGCUGUGCAUAUCGAACAAUUCAUCUUCUCAGUAGCUUAUAAACCUUUAUAGUAGUUUGCAUAGGGAAGUACCUGAUCUGAAGGAAUCAAGAAAUACAUUUCAUACAGGACUACACACACACACAAACAUACGUGUACAAAAACUGACACCCCCUCCAAGAAAUGACCCUGGUACAUAGUAGGAAACAAAGAUGAAAUGAGGAAAACUGCAUAUUUUUCAAUAGAUAAUUUUCCUGUAAUCUGCUGGGCAGAACAAAUAAAGAAGGAAAACAAAUACAACAAAAGAACGAUUUGUUGCAGUAUCAAUGAGAUGAGAACUCACAGAAAAUUCAAAAUGCAUAAAAAUCAUAAAAACAUGAUGAUACACCAUUAUAGGCUGCCUGCGGCAAGGAAAUCGCGCCGUUCAAAACGAAGCACAUAUGUAACACGCUCUUUUGGAUGGUAAUAAAGAACAUUUUCUAACGUUGCU
Molecule: messenger RNA, 2013 nt
Organism: Anopheles nili
Lineage: Eukaryota; Metazoa; Arthropoda; Insecta; Diptera; Culicidae
Product: N-acylneuraminate-9-phosphatase-like
Exons: 3
Coding region: 51-1016 (321 amino acids)
Molecular function (GO): hydrolase activity
Source: RefSeq, a predicted model, not a curated record